UGUUAGAGUGAAAAUUUGUGUCGUGACUUUAUAGACUUAUUUUUGCAAUAAUAAUUGUUAAACAAUUAUAAAUUGUUAAUAAAUCGAUUAAUUAAAUUAUUCUGAACAAAAUGUGAUAUAAAUUAUUGCUCACUUUUGUGAAUUUCGACCAAAAUUAAUGGACAUGUCAAUGGCGUUGGAGUUGACAAAGGCAAAUGUUAAUUUGUUGAAAAAAGGACAAAUGAUAACAAAAAGACAAAAUUAUUAAAAUUGGGACCAAUAAUAAUGACUAAAUUGGAUUGUCAAUGAAGCCAAAAUUAUUUUGGAGUAGACAAUACAUCAAAUUUGUUUAUGGUGAAUUGAAAUAACUGAAACUGCUUGUGUGUGAAAAUAUAACAUGAAUAAUACCAAGAAAAUGAUGAUAGUGUUGAGUGUGUUAUAAGGUGGUAAUGUGUGUAAAAGUAGUAGUGAAAAGUGUAAUUUGUGUAGUGAAAAGUAUGUAGUGUGUGACAGUGUAGUGCAGUGUAUGUGAUGAUUGAAGAUGUUGCUGAUGAAUCUACAUGGAGUUGGAGCUGGUUGAAGCAUUUUGAUGACCAACGUGGAAAGAUGAACAUCUGCUAAAAAGAUGAUGUAAAAGAGUCGACAUCAAUUGAACAUGGAGAUUGCUGUAUCGAUGAUGUAAAGGAGUCGACAUCAAUUGGACAUGGAGAUUGCUGUAUCGUUUUGACACAAGGCAAGUGUCGAGUGUGGUGGCCAACAUUGCUGGUGUUAAGUGUUUUUCAACUCAUUUAUUCAACAAUUCAAGGAUUAUAAAAAUUAAACCAAAUAAUUUUCCUUUAGGAAUAUGGCUUUGCAAAGUGUUGGCUUUCACUGUAGAAGACUAUACAACAACACCAACCAAUGCAUAAUUAUUUCACAAAAAAUAAUAUCAUAUGGAAUUAGAUAUUACACAAGUAAUAUCAAGCCUGAUUUAACAUCUGUACGUUAUAAUGUAAAACGUGGUCCAUUUGAAAAAAUAAAUAAUGGUCAUGUUAAUUUUUUUACUGACCUUCUUGGAAAGAAUCGUGUUACAACAGAUCCAGAUGAGUGUGAUACUUAUAAUAUUGACUGGAUUAAAAUGGUUCGAGGAAAUAGUAGACUAAUUUUAAAGCCAAAAACAACAAAUGAAAUAUCAAAUAUACUAAAAUAUUGUAAUGAUAAUAAACUUGCUGUUUGUCCACAAAGUGGUAAUACUGGUCUUGUUGGUGGUAGUGUACCAGUUUUUGAUGAAAUUGUUAUAUCAAUGAAACUUAUGAAUAAUAUUAUAUCAAUUGAUGAAUUAUCAGGUGCUUUAGUUUGUGAAGCUGGUUGUGUUCUUGAAUCACUUGAUAAUUAUUUAGAUAAAUAUCAAUUAAUGAUGCCACUUGAUUUAGGUGCCAAAGGAAGUUGUUUAAUUGGUGGUAAUGUUUCAACAAAUGCUGGUGGUCUGAGAUUAUUACGAUAUGGAAAUCUUCAUGGAUCUAUUCUUGGACUUGAGGCAGUCACAGCAAAUGGUCAAAUUAUUGAUCUUAUGAAUACUCUAAAAAAAGAUAAUACUGGAUAUCAUUUAAAAAAUUUAUUCAUUGGCUCAGAAGGUACACUUGGUAUUAUAACUAAAAUUUCAAUACAAUGUCCAACACGACCAAAGUCUACGAGUCUUGCAUUUUUAGGGCUAAAUAAUUUUGAACAAGUUUUAAAUACUUAUAAACUUGCAAAAUAUGAACUUGCUGAAAUAUUAUCAUCAUGUGAAAUGAUGGACAGUCAAUCAAUGGGAAUAAGUACAAAUUUAUUAAAAUUAAAAAAUCCACUUGAUAAUGAACAUAAAUUUUAUAUGAUCAUUGAAACAUCUGGUAGUAAUCAAAAACAUGAUGAAGAAAAAUUAAAUGAUUUUCUUGAAAAAUCAAUGUCAAAUAAUUUCAUAGAAGAUGGAACACUCAGUGGGGAUCCAGCAAAAAUUCAACACAUGUGGGCGGUCAGGGAACGUUUAGGUGAGGGUUGCCUAUUGGAUGGUUACUGUUUCAAAUACGAUGUGUCUCUGCCUCUUCCGCAUUUUUGGAAAUUAUUAGACGCCCUCGAAAAACAACUAGAUAUGUCAAGAGUCGUUAGGCUCAGUGGAUUUGGACAUCUUGGUGAUGGAAAUCUUCAUGUUGUUGUUGCAACACCAGAAUAUGAUGAAGUAAUUGACUCACAAUUAGAACCAUUUCUAUUUGAAUAUGUAUCGAAAUAUAAUGGUAGUAUAAGUGCUGAGCAUGGUAUUGGUUUUAAAAAAACAAAAUAUCUAAGUUAUAGUAAAAGUAAAUCAGCAAUUGAUCUUAUGUAUCAAAUGAAAAAUAUGAUGGAUCCCAAUGGUAUCUUAAAUCCUUACAAAGUUUUACCUUAGUAACUCAACUCAAUAUACAAUUUUAUUUUAUUUUUUUUAUUAUAUAUCUUUUUAUAUUUUUGACAAUAUAUAUUACAUGUUAUUUUAUCUUAUAUAUAUAUAAUUUUUAUUCGAGUCACAUAUACUUGUUGAAAGAAAAAUGAAAAAAUUUAUAUCGAAACUCGCACAUUCCAGCAAAGUUUCUAUUUUUUAUAUAAUAUAAAAAAAAAUAUAUAUAUAUAUAAUUAUUUUAAAAUGUAUAAUAAUCAUUUUUAAUUAUUUAAAAUUAUAUCUCAAAAU
This is a messenger RNA of Aphidius gifuensis, 2656 nucleotides long. RefSeq names its product D-2-hydroxyglutarate dehydrogenase, mitochondrial (gene D2hgdh). Gene Ontology annotation, molecular function: catalytic activity; FAD binding. Gene Ontology annotation, cellular component: mitochondrion. The transcript is spliced from 14 exons. The record is from RefSeq and is a predicted model, not a curated record. Bases 824 to 2377 code for a protein of 517 amino acids. NCBI's taxonomy places the organism in Eukaryota, Metazoa, Arthropoda, Insecta, Hymenoptera, Braconidae.